CGCCCUCUCUGCCGGAUUACCGCGUGUCUAUGGGAGGUCUGCCCGUUGACUACCUUGUCCUGUAGACGGGAACGGGGGAAGGAGCCCAGACGUGGCAACACAUUCUCAGGCCCCUGCAGAACCGCCAUGGCUUAUGAUGACUCCAAGAGAAAAGAAGACUGCUUAGAGAGUGAUCGAAUUGAUGAGGUGGGACUAGUAGCCGGCAGAACCCAGCGAGAGAAGAAACGUUCCUACAAGGAUCUGCUUCGGGAAGAGGAGGAGACAGCUGCUCAGGUCAGGAAGAAUUCAAAGAAGAGGCUGAAGGAGAGUGAUCUCUUUUUGUUGGGAACAGAGUCUCACAAGAAGAAGAGGAAGCAUUCGUCCAAUGAGUACACUUAUAGAGAUCUUCCUCCUUUUGAGCUUUCCCUGCCUUUGGAGUUGACUUCAAAGAAGAAGAAGAAAGUAGUGCUGAGUCCACCCUCUGCUGACACUGCCAUGGAUCUACUGAAGGCAAUCACCUCCCCUUUGGCCACAGGCUCCAAGUCCUCGAAAAGGCCCUCUGAAAAAUCUUCUCAUUCUUCAUUCCCUGCCUCUGGCUAUUCAGAGGCCAAGAAGGAGCACCACAAGAAAAAGCUGAGCGGGAGCAGCAGCGACCAGCCCUCGGACGAUGGCACGUCCCACAAGUCCAAGAAGACAAAGCCCCCCUAUGUGAACACUGAAAUGCUGACCUUGCGGGAGCCUGAUGGCUUAAAGAUGAAACUCAUCCUGUCACCCAAAGAGAAGGGGGGAAGCCCAGUAGAGGAGCCUUUCCCACAUUCAGCAGCGACCAAAAAACCCUCCAAAAAGUCAGCUCGGGACGACCAAGGCCCGCUCCUCCCAAAUCAUGACGCGCACGGCCUCCUGAAAUCAUCCCGUAAGAAGCACAAGCCCCCUCCAGAGUCGCAUCCACCUCCAGCUGCUGAGAGCUUCAGCCCAGACACGUCCCUUUUCCCAGAAGGCCAAAGCGGUGAGUUUGAGCUCUCUGGCCUGGAACCUCAGCUGGAAUCUGGUUCCUCCUCUGGAGGGGAGCUGGAAGCCGGAGAGCUAGUAAUCGACGAUUCGUACCGGGAGAUAAAGAAGAAGAAGAAGUCAAAGAAGAGUAAAAAGAAGAAAGAUAAGGAGAAACACAAGGACAAGAAGCACUCCAAAUCUAAGAAGAGUCCUGGGCUUUCUUCUUCUUCAGCGGCGGGAGCAGAAGCAUUGGCUCCGCUGCCAGUCCCUCCAACCAGUGCACAGUUUGCUGUUCCUGCUCCUCCUCAUCCCCCUGCGCCGGCACCACUGCCACCGCCGCCACCUCCUGUUUUCCAUACAGAUGGCCAGAGUGAGAAAAAGAAGAAGAAAGAAGAAAAAGAGAAGGCCGAGAAACUGGAAAAAGAAAAGCCAAAGAAGAAAAACAUGUCUGCCUACCAAGUAUUUUGUAAGGAAUAUCGUGUGAACAUUGUGGCUGAGCAUCCAGGAAUAGAUUUUGGUGAUCUGAGCAAAAAGCUGGCAGAAGUUUGGAAACAACUUCCAGAGAAAGAUAAGCUGGUUUGGAAGCAAAAGGCUCAGUAUCUUCAACACAAGCAGAAUAAAGCUGAGGCUACAACAGUGAAGAGGAAAGCAACCUCAUCAGAGGGUGCCCCCAAACUCAAAGCUUCUCUCACAGGUUCACUUUCACCCCAUAAGAAGUCCCCAUCUAGCACUGUAGUGUUAUCUUCUUCACCAGUCAAAGUUCCUGAAACAGAUCCCAUUGAUGUAGCUGCACAUCUGCAAUUACUGGGAGAAUCUCUAAGUCUUAUUGGCCACCGGCUUCAGGAGACAGAGGGGAUGGUGGCUGUAUCAGGAAGCUUAUCAGUGCUUUUGGAUUCGAUUAUCUGUGCCCUAGGCCCUUUAGCGUGCCUGACGUCCCAACUACCUGAACUAAAUGGCUGCCCAAAACAUGUUUUGUCAAACACAUUGGAUAAUAUUGCCUACAUAAUGCCUGGACUCUGACAGGAAAAGGAUCCUGGGAAGUGACCUGCCACCAUGUGACUGCUGUGUGUACAUAUGUGCGGAACUGACAUUUUUCAGAGGGUGUCCAUGUAGAAUUUUAACGUUUUCUGCUUGUAACAUAUAAAAUAGAAUUGUAACGAUUUGACAUGAUUUUAUGGAAAGUUCUGAACUUUAUUUGUGAGAAUUCGAGUACGUUUUUUCCAAUCUGAAUGUUUCCAUAUGACUAGAGUUGGAGAACCUUUUGAUACAUCAGCCUUAACAUGGAAGGCAAAAGAAUUAGGGUGCAACACUAUGCACUUUUGGACAGAAAAAAAGCCCUAAAAUCUCCAACAGUUUCCUGUCUAAACAUGUAUGGGAUUGUAGCUUUGAUGAAUUGGUUUUACUUGGAGAAGUCAAGUAAGUUUGAGGCAAAACUACGGUUGUGGACAGAGCACCGCUGAUAUUUUAGAUAUUAAAAUUUUACUUCUCUGAGAGAAGACAAUUGGAUGGAGAAGGUUAUUGGUUGAAGAGUUAACGUGGUGUUAAAAGGAAUGCCUGGAUGUGUGUUUUUCCUGAGGGCCUGUACUGGCACCAGGAAUCCUCCUUAUUAAAUCUCCCAAUUGUACAUGGGGGAGACUAAUUAGAUUCGGGUGUGGUGAAUGAAAUCUUCUCAAAUUCUUAAGGGAAAUAAGGGCUUUGUAAAAUGAAGGAGUAGGACACCAUGGGAGAAACACGCAUUACCUCUCCAGGAAUUAGAGGAAAGGGAGGGAGGGAGGCUGUUAUGAAAUCCACAACUCCCACCCCCUGGCAUCUUCCAAUUUCUGUAUAAAAUAGUAAUUAAUGGUGCCACCAUAAAAUAAAGGGGGUGGGCUGCCUCUGACACAUAAUUCAAGCUCUGAUUUAGAGUCGCUUAUCACCAGCAAUAUACUGACAGUCCUCCUCUUGUGGUGCUGAUGUAUACGUUGUACAAACAGUGGUUAAGGUGACUUUUAAGGGCUUGUUGCUGAGAGGAGAGAUGCUGAUUGGAUGGAUCCCGUAUCCCAGACAUAGGGUUUCAUGCUCUGAGUGCCUGUAGCUCUUUUGGGAAGCACUUCAUACCUUCCAUACGCUUGUGUGGCUUUUUUAACGCUUGUAUUUGCAUUUUCGUAUAUUUUAUCUGUGGUAGAUUAAUUUAUAAUGUAUAGUCCUGUAUAUAGCUGUAAUUAAAAUAAACAAAAAUUCCUUCCACCAACAAGAUAUGGAAAACAUGAACUAGCUGUUACCAUCUGGAUACCCUGCCAGAAUUGAACUGCCAUUUGUAGUAUCAGGCAUGGACCAGGUUCAGACAAUACAUUGUGGCUCAUUGUGGGCUAUUUAACCUUAAAAUACACUGUGAGUUAUGCAAGAGUUGUUUAAACCUCACAUAACCCACGCUUGCCGGGUUCACACAACAUAACAACCCCCAAGCAGUGGUUGCAUAUUCAAAGUGGCGUCUGUAACUCCCAGCAUGCAUUGCAGCCUCAUUGUGACUUAAAUAACCCUUAUACUGUGCAAACAACCCCUUAGACUCAGAAUAAGAGGAAAUAGUAGCUUGGAGGGGUGGGGAAUGGGUGCUGGUGACUGAUAGAAACAAAAAUGGAAAAUCUUACACUUUGUCCGAAGUCCCCUUGCCACAUAUCAUUAAGUAUCAAAAAGCAGGAUCAUUUUAAAUCUAGGAUUAAAUUCUGUGCACAUUUUUUCCAGGCACUUAACAAGUUUCUUAAGACAACUGGAUUCAUACCCAUACAUUUAAAGAUGUUUUCUCUUAAAUCUCUAGUUUUCCCUGAUUCAACCCAAGGAGGUCAGGCUAGCUGUAGUAGGUGCUAUUCUGUAGAUAAGCUCAUGCGCUGGGGGCUGAUGUCUUGGUUUUCACAGAGCCUAAUCAACCAGAUUUUAUUUAUCUGAACAGUGAAUCAAGCAGCAUUUGAAGGGUGAAGAGAAUUAUGGAGCUAUCUCUUUAACCUGGCAAUUAUUGCUUAUAUCCAAUGAUGUCCUUCUGCUGACAGAUGUUUGAUUGGCGCACCCUCCCACAUAGCCUCCCCACUACAGUCUGCUCCCCUCCCAUGAUGUUCUGAAGGUUCCAGAGGACCUUUCAAACUACAUGGGGGAAUUGGUCAAAAUCACCUUCCUCCCCAUUCCAGUGAUGGAACCCUCUGCUGGAUCAAGGAGUCUUCUGUCAGUGGAGGGACAUCAUUGGAUGCAAGCCUUUAUUUCUAGAGGAGACAUAUGGUAAUAUUUCGCUUAGAGUCAAUAAAUAUGUAGAUCUCAGAUUAAACAUUAGAAGGGGGUCUGCUUCAGUUUUAUCAUCUGCACUAUGGCAAACUUGAAGUUUUUAAACACAACUGUACUGAUGUACUUUUAUUUAAAAAUUUGUAUACAUUUGUAUAAUCUGUAUCUUGUCAUGUUUAGUACUGGAUAGCUUUGGACUUAAACCCUUGUAGGUUUUUUACAUUUGUUAUUUCCUGAAUUAUAGUCCAAAUCGUAUUGUAUAAAUCUUUUGCUAAUGUAUAUAAACUUUUUUUA
This is a messenger RNA of Elgaria multicarinata webbii, 4509 nucleotides long. RefSeq names its product HMG-box containing 4 (gene HMGXB4). The record is from RefSeq and is a predicted model, not a curated record. The transcript has 11 exons. Bases 127 to 1989 code for a protein of 620 amino acids. NCBI's taxonomy places the organism in Eukaryota, Metazoa, Chordata, Lepidosauria, Squamata, Anguidae.